This is a messenger RNA of Suillus plorans, 495 nucleotides long. RefSeq lists its product as uncharacterized. The coding region runs from base 1 to 495 and encodes 164 amino acids. The record is from RefSeq and is a predicted model, not a curated record. Lineage: Eukaryota; Fungi; Basidiomycota; Agaricomycetes; Boletales; Suillaceae. The transcript has 5 exons.
AUGAGUUUCUAUCAAAAGCUAUGUCGUUUUACCAACAAUGCUUUCCCUCAUACAAUACCUGAUCACUACCGUGAACUUAUGCAGGUAAUAAGGUUCGGCUUUGCACAUGAGUCGGACAGAUCUCCUGGUCCAGGGGAUUUAGCUCUUUAUUGUCCAGCAUGUCCCCAGCCUGGCAUCAACUUACCUUCUUCUUGGAAGGAUACCUAUGACAGUUGGUUGGUCAUGCAAAGAUAUGUUGUCGAUGGAAAUUUUACAGCUCAGCAUAUGAAGAUGAAGACUCCAGAAGAUGAUGUUUCACUAGCAGACAGAAAGGGAUACAUGAAAUCAUCUUGCAGCAAUCACCGUGCUGUGAAUGCAGCCAAUGUCCAGAGAAGCAACCUAAGAGCUACAGGAGUUGGGGCAACUGCAUGUGCUAGGCAUGGAUGUUUUGUUCCCCAUGCAGUAGUUGACUUCCAAAAGGGAGAGAGGUAUGUUGGUUGCAUUGUUGUACUAUGA